Molecule: messenger RNA, 1272 nt
Organism: Thyridium curvatum
Lineage: Eukaryota; Fungi; Ascomycota; Sordariomycetes; Thyridiales; Thyridiaceae
Exons: 3
Coding region: 1-1272 (423 amino acids)
Biological process (GO): ubiquitin-dependent protein catabolic process
Cellular component (GO): proteasome regulatory particle, lid subcomplex
Molecular function (GO): protein binding; structural molecule activity
Source: RefSeq, a predicted model, not a curated record
AUGGCAGCUGGGGAAUCGCAGAGGGUGCAGGAGGCACAAAAGAUCGCCAAGGCCAAUCCUCAGCAAGCAGAGUCCAUCUACAAGGAGAUCAUCUCCAAGCCCCCCUCUGUCACCUCCGAUGCAGCGGUUCGCGAGUACGAGACGGCGUUGGUCAGCCUAGGAGAGCUGUACCGGGAUCAGAAGAACACAAACGAGCUGGUAGAGCUGGUGACCAAGAGCCGGACGGUCCUCUCAUCAUUCGCAAAGGCAAAGACGGCCAAGCUCGUCCGUCAGCUCCUUGACCUCUUCGAAGACAUCCCCAACUCGAUAGAAAUCCAAAUCUCCGUCACCAAGUCAUGUAUAGAAUGGGCCACCUCUGAGCGACGAGGCUUCCUCCGCCAGAACCUCGAGACCCGCCUCGUGACGCUCUACAUGGCCAAGCAGUCCUACUACGAGGCCCUCACCCUCAUCAACGGGCUCCUGCGCGAGCUCAAGCGCCUCGACGACAAGCUCGUGCUCGUCGAGGUCCAGCUGCUCGAGUCGCGGGUGUACCACGCGCUCGGCAACAUCCCCAAGGCCCGCGCCGCCCUCACCAGCGCCCGCACCUCGGCCGCGUCGGUCUACACGCCGCCCCUGCUGCAGGCCAACCUCGACAUGCAGUCGGGCAUGCUGCACGCCGAGGACAAGGACUUCAACACGGCCUUUAGCUACUUCAUCGAGGCCCUCGACGGCUACCACUCGCAGGACGAGCCGCAAAAGGCCACGGCGGCCCUGCAGUACAUGCUGCUCUGCAAGAUCAUGCUCAACCUCGUCGACGACGUCAACCAGCUCAUGACGUCCAAGCAGGCCGUCAAGUACGCGGGCCAGUCCCUCGAGGCCAUGAAGGCCAUCGCCCGCGCCCACUCGAACCGCUCCCUCGAGGAGUACGAGCGCGCCCUCGCCGCCUACAAGUACGAGCUCGGCUCCGACGCCUUUGUCCGUAACCACCUGCGCCGCCUCUACGACGCCAUGCUCGAGCAGAACCUCAUCAAGGUCAUCGAGCCCUUCUCGCGCGUCGAGAUCGACCACAUCGCCAAGAUGGUCGGCCUCGACACCCAGCAGGUCGAGCGCAAGCUGUCCCAGAUGAUCCUCGACAAGGUCAUCAUCGGCGUCCUCGACCAGGGCGCCGGCUGUCUCAUCAUCUACGACGAGACGCACCGCGACGAGUCCUACGACGCCGCCCUCGCGACCAUUGAGAAGCUGAGCAACGUCGUCGACCUGCUCUACACCAACCAGGCCUCGAUGCUGGAGUGA